Messenger RNA from Mollisia scopiformis, 1815 nucleotides. Its product is annotated as TRP-domain-containing protein. The annotation marks the transcript as partial. The record is from RefSeq and is a predicted model, not a curated record. Gene Ontology annotation, biological process: transmembrane transport; fungal-type cell wall biogenesis. The transcript has a single exon. Lineage: Eukaryota; Fungi; Ascomycota; Leotiomycetes; Helotiales; Mollisiaceae.
GUUCUCUCGCUGAUGGGAAUGGUUUCAGCAGACCGGAUCUUCGAAUCGUCAUCGUUGGACAGCUGUCAGAGUAAUUCCAGCUUCACCGCCAGCUUGUUCACCAUCGUCUUCGCUCCGGAUAACAGGACGUUGGCCCUGAACGUUAUUGGCGAUUCUUCCGUGACGGGAAAUGUCACCUUCAAGGUCCAUGCGAGUGUUUAUGGGUAUACGUUCCUCACGGAAACAUUGGAUCCUUGCACGUUGGGGCUGGCCAGCAUGUGUCCCAUGAGCUCCAUCCAAACCGACUUCGAUACAAUCUACACCAACGUUUCUGCGUCAGUUAUUGGAAGGAUACCAAACAUUGCAUACCAGAUUCCAGACUUGGAUGCAGUGGUUACUGUUUAUAUGUAUUCGGUUGACGAUCCGACCGUGAGUCUGGCUUGUUUGGAAGCUAGGAUCUCGAAUGGCAAAACGGUGGAUCAAGUAGGGGUACGAUGGGCCACGGCGGUCAUCUCCAUCGUGGGACUCAUUGUCUCGGGAAUCAUCUCCAGUCUCGGAUUUACGAAUACUGCUGCGCAUAUGAUGAUCUACACCCUAUCGCUGUUCAGCUACUUCCAAGCAGUUGCUAUAAUCGGUCUUUGUGCAGUUCCUCUACCUCCGAUCGUUCAAUCGUGGACGCAAGAUAUGAGUUGGUCUGUGGGAGUGAUUAAUGUUGGGUUUCUGCAGAGAUUCGCAAGAUGGUAUCAGAUCGCAACUGGUGGUACGCCUUCGACGAUUCUCACGACUCUAUCCACAAAGUCCGUCCAAGUCGCCAAGCGCAGCAUGGAAACAGCCCUGUCCCGGCGAGCUACAACCGAAACAACAGCGAGUGGGGACUACAUUGUCACGGGCAUAGCUAGACUUGCUUAUAUUGAAGGUAUGGAGGCAACGAACUUGUUCUUCACAGCAGCCAUCUUCUACUUCAUUUUCGUGGUCUUUGGCGUCAUUCUUGUGCUCCUCUACAAGGCGCUCUGCGAGCUGUUGAUCCGAUCGAAAAAGAUAGGAAGCGAAUCCCAUCUUUUCCAUUUCAUCCACAAUGGGUGGCGUAUCACUCUCAAGGGCACGAUUUUCCGAUUGAUCCUGAUUGGCUAUCCACCUAUGAUGAUUCUGUCUCUCUGGGAGUUUACGCAGGAUGAUUCUCCCGCUGAGAUCUUCUUGGCUGUUGUGUUCUUCUUUGGAAUGUCCACUGCUCUGGCAUAUGCCUCUUUCAAGGUCUUUAAAAUUGCCAAACGCUCUGAGCAGAUGUACAAGACAGCAGCGUACUCCUUGUACGCUGACGCCACCAUCUUGAACAAGUGGGGCUUUUUGUACACUCAGUACAAAGCAUCAGCAUACCUUUACAUCAUCCCAAUGUUCGUGUAUGCUCUGCUGAAGGCCGCAUUUGUUGGACUGGGACAAAAGAGUAGAGAAACACAAGCAAUUGCUCUCGUCAUGAUCGAAGCCUUUGCUCUCAUCGGAGCUUCCGUGGUUCGCCCAUGGAUGGAUAAAACAACAAACGCCAUCAACAUUUCCAUCUGCGUCAUCAACUUUCUCAAUGCCAUCAUGCUCCUAAUCUUCACCAACGUCUUCGACGGCCCCGGCCUCCUUAUCGGCGUCCUCGGCGUCGUAUUCUUCAUCGCCAACGUGGUCUUCGCCCUCGCCCUCCUCGUAAUCGUCCUCUUCGUCAUUGCACUAUCCUUCAUCCGCAAAGACCCAGACACCCAAUACCUACCAGUAGCCGACAACCGCGCCUCGUUCAUCAAGUCCCAAACCACACUAAACCAAGAACUCGACGCCCUCGGCGCCACUGCCCGCGGU